Schistocerca piceifrons (Central American locust) is the source of this 1824-nucleotide messenger RNA. RefSeq names its product glycine-rich cell wall structural protein 1.8-like. The coding region runs from base 1 to 1824 and encodes 607 amino acids. The record is from RefSeq and is a predicted model, not a curated record. NCBI's taxonomy places the organism in Eukaryota, Metazoa, Arthropoda, Insecta, Orthoptera, Acrididae. The transcript has 4 exons.
AUGAAGCGGCGAGCACCGGCAGGCGGCGACCAGGCGGCGGCGGCGGCGAGGACCGUCAGGCGGCGAUCAAACGGCGGCGGCGGCGGCAGGCGGCGAGCACCGGCAGGCGGCGACCAGGCGGCGGCGGCGGCGAGGACCGUCAGGCGGCGAUCAAACGGCGGCGGCGGCGGCAGGCGGCGAGCACCGGCAGGCGGCGACCAGGCGGCGGCGGCGGCGAGGACCGUCAGGCGGCGAUCAAACGGCGGCGGCGGCGGCAGGCGGCGAGCACCGGCAGGCGGCGACCAGGCGGCGGCGGCGGCGAGGACCGUCAGGCGGCGAUCAAACGGCGGCGGCGGCGGCAGGCGGCGAGCACCGGCAGGCGGCGACCAGGCGGCGGCGGCGGCGAGGACCGUCAGGCGGCGAUCAAACGGCGGCGGCGGCGGCAGGCGGCGAGCACCGGCAGGCGGCGACCAGGCGGCGGCGGCGGCGAGGACCGUCAGGCGGCGAUCAAACGGCGGCGGCGGCGGCAGGCGGCGAGCACCGGCAGGCGGCGACCAGGCGGCGGCGGCGGCGAGGACCGUCAGGCGGCGAUCAAACGGCGGCGGCGGCGGCAGGCGGCGAGCACCGGCAGGCGGCGACCAGGCGGCGGCGGCGGCGAGGACCGUCAGGCGGCGAUCAAACGGCGGCGGCGGCGGCAGGCGGCGAGCACCGGCAGGCGGCGACCAGGCGGCGGCGGCGGCGAGGACCGUCAGGCGGCGAUCAAACGGCGGCGGCGGCGGCAGGCGGCGAGCACCGGCAGGCGGCGACCAGGCGGCGGCGGCGGCGAGGACCGUCAGGCGGCGAUCAAACGGCGGCGGCGGCGGCAGGCGGCGAGCACCGGCAGGCGGCGACCAGGCGGCGGCGGCGGCGAGGACCGUCAGGCGGCGAUCAAACGGCGGCGGCGGCGGCAGGCGGCGAGCACCGGCAGGCGGCGACCAGGCGGCGGCGGCGGCGAGGACCGUCAGGCGGCGAUCAAACGGCGGCGGCGGCGGCAGGCGGCGAGCACCGGCAGGCGGCGACCAGGCGGCGGCGGCGGCGAGGACCGUCAGGCGGCGAUCAAACGGCGGCGGCGGCGGCAGGCGGCGAGCACCGGCAGGCGGCGACCAGGCGGCGGCGGCGGCGAGGACCGUCAGGCGGCGAUCAAACGGCGGCGGCGGCGGCAGGCGGCGAGCACCGGCAGGCGGCGACCAGGCGGCGGCGGCGGCGAGGACCGUCAGGCGGCGAUCAAACGGCGGCGGCGGCGGCAGGCGGCGAGCACCGGCAGGCGGCGACCAGGCGGCGGCGGCGGCGAGGACCGUCAGGCGGCGAUCAAACGGCGGCGGCGGCGGCAGGCGGCGAGCACCGGCAGGCGGCGACCAGGCGGCGGCGGCGGCGAGGACCGUCAGGCGGCGAUCAAACGGCGGCGGCGGCGGCAGUCGCCGCCGUGACAUCGCACCAAUAGCGCGCGGCGGGAGCCCCAGCUGCCACGCCUACCGGCCAAUAAGGGGCCGCGGCGUCUCGUCUCGUCGAGGGGAUUGGGAGGGGUGCGCGGGGCGCCGGCGCCGCCGUGGUCCGCGCGCCAGUCUGCAGCCAGCCUGCGUGGGUGCUGCGCGCCUGCGUGUCGCCGUGAGAGCAGAGCAGCUUCCCGCGCCGCGCCGUGCCGAGACGGACUUGCGAUGCGCCAUGGAGCAGCAGGUGUCCCCUGCGGCUGCUGAGGAGCAGGCGGCGGCGGCGGACGCCCCGCAGCCCAGGCCGCUCAGCUUCUCCGCCGAGCAGGUCGCCUGCGUCUGCGAGGCCCUCCUCCAGAUGACAACUGCUAAAGGAUAA